UAAACAUUGUGGUCAGAAGGAAUGCAUUUAGACAGUAGGUGCUUGAGGAUAUUAUCAUGAACGGUGAUAACGUGGCGGCGAGUCCGCGCGCCUCAGUCAGCGACGCGGGUUCGCGUAGAGCGGUCGCGUAUAACGUUAAUAUCGGUCGAGUGACGUGCGGAACUCUGUGUUCGCGUUCGCGUACGCGCCGCAUUCCAUCGUGGGGGCCCUUCGCCGCCAUUGGCCGAUCCCGCGUGACGUCACUCCUCGUAAUGAGGUAUUCAACAUGGCCGUGUAGCUAGUUCGCGAGUGUGCUUCGUUAUUCGUUUGAAUGGAUUUAAUCAGUGAAAUAUGCCAAGGAGACGAAACGGUGAGAUACCCUUGCCCGACGGAUGGGAUUUUGCGAGGGACUUUGAUGGAAAAUUGUAUUUCAUCGACCACAACAAUAGAAAAACGACGUGGAUCGACCCGCGAGACAGAUACACAAAGCCUCAAACAUUCGCGGACUGCAUCGGCAAUGAGCUGCCUCUGGGCUGGGAGGAGGCAUACGAUCCUCAGAUCGGCCCAUAUUACAUCAAUCAUGUCAAUCAGGUGACGCAGCUGGAAGACCCGAGGCUAGAAUGGCUGAGCAUUCAAGAAGCGAUGCUAAGAGACUACCUCCAUACCGCUCAGGAGGCUCUAGAGGCAAAGCGGGAAAUGUACGAUGUCAAAAAGCAGAGGCUGUGUCUAGCUCAAGAUGAAUACAAACACCUGAACAAUGCCCUGUCCACCCUCGCCGCGUCUAGAACAAGCCUAUGUUCAUCGACAACUUCUGUGACUACUACAUCGACGACGUCACGUCAUGACCCCGAACUGCUCCGGUCCGAGGUUACUCAAGCGCGCGGUAGAGUCGCGCAGUUGAGGAAGGAGUUGAGACAAGCCAGGGCAGAGGUGGCGAGUGCCAGAAGAGGGGUUGACACGCUUGCUGAAGUUGAGCAAAAAUUGAGUUCUCAGCAAGGAUGUUAUAAUAUAACAGAAGCCCAAGCGAUAAUGACCGAAUUGAAAAACGUUCAGAAAUCUCUUACCUCAGGAGAAAAAGAGCGAGCUGAUCUUAUGCAAUCGCUGGCCAAGUUGAAAGAUGAUUUAAUGAGGCUACAAUUAGCAGAUGCUUCGCCAGAUCUCUCAACUUUGAGUUUACCCCAAGAAAAAUUGAGCACUGCCUCUCAAACUGAUCUUUGUGCGGACUUAGUCCCUAUUGGCACAAGACUAGCUGAAAUGGCGCGGGUUCGCCUACAAUACGAUGAGUCUAGAAAACGGAUACAGCAAAUUCAGCAACAGCUUGCUGACCUGGAGGACAAAGUCCAACCGGGUCAAGCGGAAUCUGAUAAAGAUCGACUUCUUCUAUUUCAAGAGAAAGAGCAGCUCUUACGUGAAUUGAGGAGUAUAACUCCGAGAACAAGAUCGAAACAAGAAAUGAGCGACAUCCAAUCGGAAUGCAAGAGAUUAGAACAGGAUUUAAAGAAUGCAUUCGAGAUGUCAAAUAAGUGUAUAGCGGACAGAUUAAGGUUACACGAAGAAAAACAAUUAUUGUUACAGCAGUUGAAAGACGCACUAACUUCUAUGACGACGUUAGAAGGACAGUUGAAAACAUUGUCAGCGUCUACAUUAUCCGUAUCAAGUAGUUCGAGUCUAGGGUCCCUUUCUACAGCGAGCAGUAAAGGGUCCCUGAGUUCGGGUAUCAGUUUUACAGACAUUUACGGUGGGCCGCAGAUAGCCAGUACGUUUCAAGCGGACAAACCAAUUGAUAUGGUGGAUCUACAUAGACGAGUGGAAAGACUACUUCGUGGAGCGAGCUUCCCAGACAGUGCUACUCCGGGCGCAAGUAGUUCACCAUCUCAACCUUCUUUAUCACCAAGAAGUAGCUUAUCAUCAGCGAGCCCGCCACCGCCACCACCGUCUUAUAAUCAGGUGGAGAGGCAAAGACGACAGCAACGAGAGCUAGAAGAGAAACUCGCUGAAAUGAGGAUAGGAGUCGCCACGGGUCUUAACGAAGUCACCGGGUUGUCUACAAUUCCUGUGCAACUCCAAGGUCCCGGACGACCCUGUGAGCCUCUAUCCCCCAUAUCGGAAACACCACCGCCACCGCUCUCACCGAGAACUCCGUCAUCUAGUGGUACGAACACUAGAUCAGUAUCGGCAGCAGUGAGCGACGAGUCGGUGGCUGGCGAUUCCGGUGUAUUCGAAGCCGCGCAGGCUGGAGACGCAUCCAAUGCUGUGAACAGUGCACAAAUUGAGAUCAAAUUGCGCUACUGUUCCGACGAGAGUGCGCUCGAAAUCGGCAUCCUGAGAGCUAGGAAUCUUCACGCCUUGUAUAUCGAUAUGGAAACUGAAGUGGCAGUCCGCGGCGCACUCGUAAUGGGUGGCGGUGGUGGUAUCGCUUUCAGUACCACCGCUAUAGCGUGGCGGGGUACCACUCUAUUGUGGAGGAAGAACCAGAGAGCAUCCUUGGGACCUAGGGCAUUGAGGUCUGCAACGCUACAGCUGAAUUUAGCUGCUGGAGCUGAAUGCUUGGGUUGCACGCAAGUCAGCUUAGCGGACUUCGACCCGGAUACCGUGUCCCAGAAAUGGUACAAUGUGUUGAGUUUUAGAAGCAUGAGACGAGAUGAGAGCUCCGAUGAGUCAACAGUUAUUAGUUCACAAACUUCAACUCUCACAAGAAAUAGAGGACCAGAGAGCAUGACCAGUGCGGAAUGUAACGUGGACUGUGAGAACUCCGCCUCUGAAGACGAGGAGUCAAGGGAACCUUUAAAUCAGAUAGUAGAGGAAGAUUCGUUCGAAGAUUACAUUCCCGAAGAGGACAUAACGUUGGAGGAUGAGUACUUACAUCCCGCGACCGCCGAGAAAGAGACCAACACCGAGUGCAAUUUCUGUCCGGAGGGAGCAAGACAACUGCAUAGACGCAAAAGUCAACAAGUUAGCUCAAACCCUGAAGAGUCGCUCGCGACUAUAAAACGAUCUCAAACGUUCUCGCCGCAACCACAAAGCAUCAGUCGAGGCCAGUACAUUUGCAGAUUAAACCGAUCUGAGUCUGACUCGUCCAUGGUGCAGUACGCACGAAGAGGCACGUUACAACCCCCCCCUGUGGGCAUUCCGUUCGAUAGAAGCGUUCGGGAGAGGAGGUCUUUGAGGUGGGGGCGCGGCGGCGCGGCGCGGCGCGGGGCGGCGCGCGCUCGCUCGGCGCGCACGUCGCUCGACCUGUCGCUCGACCUGCGCGCGCAGCACUCGCGCCUCGCCGACCUGCGACACGAGAUCGCGCACCUCGCGCACCUCAAGAAGAGAUUAGAGGAAGCUUGCGCUCACGGUGACCCGGCCGUCGCCGCGUGGGUGGCCGAGGACGAAACUCUUCGGAGGCUAAUCUCGGCUCCGGUGGAGUCCGGGGACAGAGUGUCCAGACUGUUUCAUCGUACGUGUAGAGAGAUAUAUCGGCUGAGGAAGUCCAGGCAGGGGGGAAGGAAACCGGAUUUGGUGACUUUCAAAGAAAAGAUGGCAUUCUUCACGCGCACCAAAACAACCAUACCAGUUCUACCUGACGAGGAAGGCGACUUAUCCGAAGACGAAUGGGAAGAACUCGAAGAGAGACGGACGCCAGACGGUAGAUCGUCAAAAACUUCAUACGAACUACGCAGGGAACCAGCCAGCAGCCAAACAGAUAACCGAGAACAGCUGACCCAGGUUAUCGAAUGCAAAAACCCGUGUAUAUCUGAGCCAUUUAACUUGACUAUCCAUGAAGAUAAGAAUGAGGAAAAGAACGAAGCCAAGACUGAGGAUGUGAGGUACGACUUUGUUGUGGACAGAGUCCUAGGUGUUCAAGUUUGAGUGGACUAGUUGGACUAUGUAGCAGUCUUUGUGGUCAUUUCAAAAUCAAUUUAAGUUGUUAAAAAUUACCAUUUUAUGAAAAGCAAAUAAUUAUCUUUCAAAAGUUGCUACUAAUUCUAUUAUAUAAAAAUAGUUGAUCGGGAUUCUGUUUGCUUAAACUAAGAAGCUAAUUGAAUUACAGUUGACCCGUGGUAAUCGGGUACCAUUCAAAGCACAUUUAUUCCUACAAACCUUCGUCAAUGUAUGUUUGAACACGUCAAAAAACACCUAUGCUCCAAUAAUAACGUAAUACUCUUAAUUUUUGCACUGAUUGCUCAUAGCUUGUGUUCACAUAAAACUUGCGUGGACAAAUGUCUUACAUAGUCUGCUAUGAUCUGCAAUCAUCUAUGCUACAGUAAAAAUUCUGGAGGACAAGAGGGGGGGGGGUGUCAAGGCGUUUCUCGGAUUACCGCGACAGCUGUUGAUCAAUUAGUUUUGUUUUCCAUCGUGUCCAACUGGUUAUGUCUGUUAUUUGUUUAGAUGUAAGAUUAUUUAAGUGAAGAUCAGUAUGAACUGUGGCUACAGACGUGAGGUUACGUUAGGUAUCUUAGUGGUCUGUUACUUAGGACAUUCGAUUUGUUAAGGUAUAUACUUAAUUGUGAUAUAUGUAAUAAUUUCAUUAAAUUUGCAUAAUAUUUUGAUAUUUCGAUCAAUAGUUUGAAAAACUUUUGAUACUAGAUGAAAUGAAAAGAAAUAUUUUUCAAUUGUAUAAUGUAACUGAAAUGUCAGUUAUAUAAUUUAUACACGUGCUUAGAACAAAAAAAAAAAGAAAAUCAUAGUGACAAGUAAUGGCGUCUCUGUGUUGCCGUUAGUAAAAUAAUUAUUUGAAUUAAAUUUUGUAUAUCACAAUUAAGUUUAGUAAAAGGAUCGUAAUAUACGGCACCAUAAUAAAAUUCAAUUAUUUACUGUGAUUGCAAUUGCCUUUUGAGAUUUCUAGAUUGAAGACUGAAAAUAAUUAUGUAUCUAUUAUAUUAUAUAAUCCACGUGUACGUACAUGCAAUGGGGUGCCAUAAUGAAAUCAGUAGAAAAGCGAUCGGACAUAACGUUAUUAAUAUAUACAUUUUUAUAUAUGAUUGUACAAAAAAAAAAAAACGUGCCUUAAAUUUCGGUGCCUUGUUCGUUCGGCCAACCGUGUGCCAUAAUGGGCGAAAAACAUCGGUGUACAAAGUAGUGUAUGGAGAGUCACAAAAGAAAUGCCAAACUUUAUUUUUUUUUUUAAUAAUAGCGGAUGUGUAAAUAUAUACGUAAAGACCCACCGGGCUAUAUCGGUUGUAUAUUACGAAGUGUAGGUUCCACCGAAUAAGUAGACUUGAUAGGCCAAAAAGUUCGCUUAUGUAUAUAAGGCUUCGAUUGUUGUAUUGUUCAUUAUGUAUUGUGGGUUAGACGAGGAUAUGACGACAAUUAUUAUAUUGUAUUUUUUUUUUAAUUCCUCUUUUAAAUUGAGAUUCUAAUCGUCAAUUUAAUAUUGGCAUGAGAUGUAUUUUUUUUUGGUCACUCUAGAGUCUAGAUACCAUUUGAAUCAUCAUUGGGACCAACCCUUUCCAACAUUAGUUACGUUAUUAUUCACCAAUCUUUGUCCAAAUGUUGGUUGUUGGAAUUGCGUUGUUUUAGUUUUUUUUUUUUGUUAUUAUUCCAUGAAAUCAUGUAAACAUUUGAUCUGAAAUUGUUCUGAUGGCAGACAUCUCAGUAUUUCAACCUCGUACGUAAGAUGUGAGUUAGGUUAAUUAUUGUAAAUCUUGUAAAUUGAAAACUUGUAAAUAAUUCGAGAUUAAAAUAUGCAUUCUGAUUUUAAAAUUAUUAAUAAGAUGUAUUUUAAGUAUUUUAUAACGAAGCAAUAGCUACGUGGGAACUAGUUGUAAUAAUUAAUGUUGCAUUAUUGUAAAAAAAUGUAUAUUUUAUAUAAACAUUUAUGUGAAGUUUAUACAUAGUUUUUUUUUUGUAAUUGUUACGAAGGUAAACAUUGUUUUGCCAAAUUAAUUUAAUGUUUUAAUUCUUCCAUUAAAGAAAGGGAUUAUAUUUCGUAAAGACGCCAACACCGACGAUAGGAGGUUGAUAUUAAUAAAAAGUGAUGAAAAUAAAAAUAA
Messenger RNA from Nymphalis io (European peacock), 5957 nucleotides. RefSeq names its product protein kibra (gene kibra). NCBI's taxonomy places the organism in Eukaryota, Metazoa, Arthropoda, Insecta, Lepidoptera, Nymphalidae. The record is from RefSeq and is a predicted model, not a curated record. Gene Ontology annotation, molecular function: molecular adaptor activity; kinase binding. Gene Ontology annotation, biological process: negative regulation of organ growth; cell migration; regulation of hippo signaling. Gene Ontology annotation, cellular component: cytoplasm. The transcript has 20 exons. Bases 331 to 3834 code for a protein of 1167 amino acids.